ACACGGGAAGCGCGUACGUGUCGUCACACCGAAAAAAAAGCUUGGCGUGUUGCAAGCGAGGACAGAUGGCGGGUAAAAAGCCUGCAAAGUCGCCCAAGUUGGACGAUGCAGUCGGGGAAGGAGAGGAAGGGGCGCCCGCUGAGACCGAGGUCAGCGAGAAACACCAGCAGAUCCUCGAGCGGAUCGUCAGCAUCCAGGGAGAUAUCGACGCCCUGAACGAGCGCGCCUCCGAGGAGAUACUCCACGUGGAGCAGAAGUACAACGGACUGCGGCAGCCCCACUUCGAGAGGCGCUCCGAGCUCAUCAAGGAGCUGCCCGACUUUUGGUCCACGGCCGUAUCCACCACCAGUGGAAGAGUGUGGCAGGGGCAAGAGGGAGAGAGAGAAUACUUAGCUCUGUCGAAUAGGGAGAGGCCCUUCUUGGUGCUGGCUAGCUAGCUUUGUGCGGCGGGGAGCCGUGAUUCAUGAACGCAUGCGUGUCUAUUUGGCGUGGGUGUGUGUGUGUGUGUGCGCAUAAUAAUAGUGUUGGUGAUACAGUAUGUGUUUAUGUUUGGGAGUGCCCCUGGCAAUUUUUGGCGGGUCUGAAGGGGUUUUCCCUUGACACUGUGUACCCUGGCAGCUGCUGAACCAUCCUCAGUUCUCAGAGUUAUUUGGGGAGGAGGACGAGACGGUGCUGCAGUACCUGGAGAAUAUCAGAGUAGACGAAUUUGAAGACGUAAAGUCUGGAUACAAAGUCAGCAUGUUCUUUAGGCCUAAUCCAUACUUUGAGAACGAGGUGCUGUCGAAGGAGUACGCUCUAGACACCAACGGAGAGAGCAUGAUCAAAGGCACAGAGAUCAAAUGGAAACCAGGAAAAAAUAUAACGGAGAAAUCGGUGGCAGAGUCAAAGGGACGGAAGAGAGGUCAUGAAGAUAUCGGGAGUUUCUUUCUCUGGUUCUGUGAUCUGGACCCUUCCUCCGAUGAACCGGCAGAGCUCAUUAAAGACGACAUAUGGCCAAACCCUCUACAGUUCUAUCUGGGAGGAGACCAGAGUGUGGAGGUGGAGGAGGGAGACUACGACGGAGAGGAAGACGACGGGUUGGAGGCGGAAGAGGAGGAGGAGGAGGAAGAGGAGGAAGUUAGUUUCUCUUGUAUGGCGCAACACAGUCCACAUUACUUUACAAUCGCUUGUCAUUUCCGCAAGCCACGGGCAUAUAUACAGUGGAACCUCCGAUGAGGGACCCUCCGAGAUAGGGACGACCUCUCUACAAGGGACAAAAUCGUUGGCCCCAUAGUGUCCCUU
Molecule: messenger RNA, 1281 nt
Organism: Geodia barretti
Lineage: Eukaryota; Metazoa; Porifera; Demospongiae; Tetractinellida; Geodiidae
Source: the annotation of a GenBank genome assembly